Messenger RNA from Formica exsecta, 870 nucleotides. RefSeq lists its product as uncharacterized. The transcript has a single exon. NCBI's taxonomy places the organism in Eukaryota, Metazoa, Arthropoda, Insecta, Hymenoptera, Formicidae. The record is from RefSeq and is a predicted model, not a curated record. Bases 1 to 870 code for a protein of 289 amino acids.
AUGGGGCUUUGGGUGGCGCCCCACAAAACUGAAGCUGUCUUCAUGCAUGACGGCUCUUGUGGGGCCCCACCCGUGGCUCAUAUUAUUGUGGAGGGAACUCGUGUACUGGUGGGGGACCAGAUAAAAUACCUGGGCCUCCACAUCGAUGGCACUUGGAGCUUUACUGAGCACUUUGCCCGCAUGGCCCCCAAAGUUAAUGGUAUUGCAGCAGCCCUCAGAAGACUGCUACCUAAUAUCGGAGGGCCAGGUGGACACACCCGCCGCUUAUAUACAGCCACAGUGCAUGCGGUGGCAUUGUACGGGGCCCCUGUGUGGGCUGAGAGUGUGAUGGCUAUCCGUCGUAACAAACAGCUCAUGCGACAGGUACAGAGACGCAUGGCCAUCGCAGUUACGCGGGCCUACAGAACGGUGGCAUAUGAGGCGGUGCUGAUCCUGGCAGGAAUUCCCCCCUUCGAACUUCUGGCUCAGAUGUACGCUGAAGUCUACCAGCGUACAAGGAGGCUUAGAGAGGGGGGAACUAUCAUCAUUGACAGGAUCAGAGUUCUGAUAAGGAAACAAGCCCGGCAAGCUUUCAUUAUUAAAUGGCAAAGACGCCUUUAUGAUGAGAACCUUGCAGGGCAGAGAGUGGUCGGAGCCAUCAGGCCCCUCCUAAGUGAAUGGCUGGAGGUGCAGAAGAUGAGGGGGACCUUCCACACGACGCAGGUGCUCUCGGGGCACGGAUGUUUCGGGGAUUAUUUAUGCCGAAUAGGAAAGAAGGAGACAACGAGAUGUCAUCAUUGUGAUGGAGACUGUGACUCGGCGCAGCACACUACAACACUGUCCUGCCUGGACGGAGCAGCGCCGAGUCCUAGUUCAAGAUAUUGGCAGUAA